UAAAAUUAACUUUUGCAUUUAAAGGUUCGUGUUGAUUGCAGCAGUCUUGUUCAUAUUCGUCUUGGAAAAGUAAACUUUCAGCACCAUGGACAGAGACCGAUCCCUAAUGACCUCACCCCUCGCCCCCCGUAGGGAAGCAGUGAUGUUGGGAUUCCUCUGAAGGUCCAAUGUAAAGAAAAAGAGAAGACUUUUCCUCUUUAUAGUCGUUUUUCUUUCUUUUUGUAGAGUGUUUGUCCUCCAUGCUGUGGAAGCAGAGCUCCUGGUGGGGAGGGAGAGCAGAAUCUUAUGAAUGGCUUGAUGCUGAAGCUGAUGAAGACUGUGGGAGGGGAGAUGAAGGUUUUUAGUCGGCACAAGUAAAAUACCAGAACAUGGUUUAAAAUGUCGUUUUAUUGGUAAAGAUGUAUUAAAAAAAACGUUUUAGAAAUUGGUUAAUGAGUCCAGGACUUGGUGUCAGCUGUUGCUGCCACGUGUUGCUAUAGAGCCCUUAAAGCGCACGCCAUCCCAAGGCAAUAGUAUAGUGAACCGCAGUGACUUGCGUGUUUGGAGUGUCGGGUUUGGCGGUGUUCCGUGCGUCCUGCGGGGAGCGGGGGGUUUCUUUGAGCGCAGUCGAAGCGCCGCAAACGGACAGGACUCCAUUGAGAGAAUUUCGCAGCGUUAGUCAUCGCGCCGUCCAUCCAUCCGCAGUGUGUAGUACUCGCCUCGAGCCUCCUCGCGCCGCUUGUGCUGGAGGAUCCGGAGCAGGCGACGCGCCGCGCAGGGCUUGGCUGCGGACGCACGCUGCGCUGUGUGUCUCUUUCGGCACAGUCCACCGGCAUGACCGCACGCCGGUUCGGUGGCGGCGGGCCAGCGGGUGCGCGGCUCGUUAGGGUGUUUGCGCAAGACGUGGCGAACCGACGCCAGUGACCGGCAGGUGAUGUUUGCUCACGUAAGUCGCUCGCGUUUGAUGAGGAGCGCAGGGGACGCGGCUGGAGGGUGCGCGCAGCCGUCGCAACGCCUCACCGGAUAACCGCCGCUGUCGCGUCUAGUUCCUCCACGGAUUUUUUAUUUUUUUAUUUUUUGUUUUCAUUUUUUUUAUUUGGGGUUGCUCGAUGAGCAACAGAUUCUGCACGACUGGGGUUCUCCACCGCCCAAAUUAAAAGGAUAUUUGGUGCGUGUGCGUGCGUGUCAGUUCUUGUGAUUCCCCUGUACGCGCAAGCCGCUUUUUUUUUUCUUCCAGAGAGGCAGUGCGCCCACCCAUGCGAUGCUAGCCUAUUAGCUGGAGAGAAAGAGAGACGGAAGGAGAGAGAGGUUCGAGCCCCGGAUUCGAGAGGAGGCGAAUUUACGCGCCGCGUUUUGUCUCUCAGGAAAAGGAGAGAUAAGGAGAGAUAAGGCGGAGGGGGGGUGCUCGCUGAAGGAGAAUGCAGCAAUCACAUUUUUAAGCAUGCAGAAGCGGGCCGUUUCCGGUUCCUAGGCUGGUGUCCCCCCCCUUACCGACGCCAGCGGCCGUAUGGGGAAAGCAGCGGCAGACACCGAUGGCAUGGACACUUCCACAACGUCUGCCGCUCUGCCCUGCCUGCUCUGCCGGAGCCCGUUCACCGCCGUCUCUCUCUUCCAGCUCGCUCCGCCGCCCAGCAGCACUGCAGCACAGCACAGGCUGACGGCAUGAGGCUUGAUCCAGUGCAUUUCUCCAUGCUGGUCAUCGGGGUCUCCUUCGCCUGUUACGCCCCGAGUCUCAACUCCCUCCAGGACCAGGCGUACAGGUCCGCCGUGGUCAUCGAGGGCGAGGUGCGCUCCUCCCCGGAGAACGGCUCCUCCCGGGAGCCCUACAGUGUGAAUGUCAAAGUGCUGGACGUGUGGCCCCUCAACAGCGGCGGCCUCGUGAGGGAGCAGCUCGUGACCGUCGGGGACUUCGGCUCCGAGGCCCCCUGCAUCACGGUGGAGAAGGACCACAGAUAUAUCUUUUUCAUGGACCCGACCACCGAGCCCCUGGUUUUCAAGGCUGCGUACGCCCCUGUGGACGCCAGCGAGCCGGAGUUGAAGAAGGAUGUGGAUAAAGUGCUCUGCGAGGACUGCGCUUCGGCUCCCAAGCUGCGGCUGAUGCGAGGCCAGUCACUGAUGGAAGGGGACAAGCUGUACUUGAAGUGCGAGGCCUUGGGGAACCCCAGCCCUUCCUUCCGCUGGUACAAAGAUGGGCGUGAGCUUCAGAAAGGCAGAGACCUCAAAAUAAAAACCAACAAAAAAAACUCAAAGGUGCAGAUUAGUCGAGUCCGCCUGGAAGACUCCGGAAACUACACUUGUGUAGCCGAAAACUCACUUGGGCAGGAAAAUGCCACAAGUAUAAUCACCGUGCAGAUCUUGACUACCACCAACCCUUCUCCAGGUGUAAGUCAUGCGAGGCGCUGCAACGACUCAGAGAAAGCGUACUGCGUCAAUGGAGGAGAUUGUUACUUCAUACAUGGUAUAAAUCACCUGUCCUGCAAGUGUCCCAAUGACUAUACGGGGGACCGCUGUGAAAACUCCGUCAUGGCCGGUUUCUACAAAAUGAGGUCUAGUAAAUAUAGCAAAGCAGAGGAGCUUUACCAGAGGCGGGUUUUGACGAUCACGGGCAUCUGUGUGGCGUUGUUAGUGGUCGGCAUCGUGUGCGUGGUGGCCUACUGCAAAACCAAGAAGCAGAGACAGAUCCAAAAUCAUCUACACCAGAACCAGAACCAGUGUGUGGAGCAGCCAAAUCGCAUGCUGGCAAACGGGCCAAACCACCCCGGGCCCGGUCAUGAGGAGAUCCCCAUGGUGGAUUACAUCUCCAAGACCGUCCCAACAACAGAGUGUGUUAUCAGCCACGGAGCUGAGGGCGCAGGCAACUAUGCAGGCAGUCGAAUGUCAACCCGCUCCCACCACUCCACCACAGCCUCACAUGCUUCCAGACACGAGGAACGAACGUGGAGCAUGGAGCGAACAGACAGCAUGAACUCAGACUGCCAGUCGGGGGGGCUCUCCAGCUCUGUGGGAACCAGUAAGUGCAGCAGCCCGGCAUGCAUGGCGAGGAGGGCCGCCCACUGGGGGUGUGCAGAGGUGGCCGGACCGGGAAUGCAGUACGGGGACUCCUAUGACUCGCUAAGAGACUCACCUCACAGUGACAGAUAUGUUUCUGCGCUGACCACGCCGGCGCGUCUGUCUCCUGUUGAAUUCCACUACCCCCCGCUGCCGCCCCAGGUGCCCACCUUCCAGAUCACCUCACCCAACACAAGCCACGCCCUCUCCCUUCCUCCCGCUGCUGCCGCCUAUCACAGAGACGACAACCAGCCACUGCUCAGAUGCCCAGACGAUGGAAGUUUGUACCGGCAGCCUCGGCGUCCGCGGCGAAGCUACCUUACAGAGAGCACGGGGAGUCUACCGUCCAGCCCUUACCGUCUGCCCGAUGACGAGGCCUACGAGACGACGCAGGAGUACGCCUCUUCACGGGAGCCUAUCAGGAGUCGGCGCCGGCCGCGCCGCAACCGCCUCAACGGACACAUUUCCCAGCGUUCCGCGGGGCUUCGAGACUACAGUUCACAAAGUUUUAGUCAGUCAGAGGAGGAGGAGGAGGAGGACGAGGAGGAGGAUGCUCACGGGGAGAGCACGCCCUUUCUUAGUAUGCAGAACAUGAACCUGGACCCGCCCCUAACCGCCUCGGGUCUACGCUCGUCGUCUGGCGUGGACACACGGACUCACCGCGGGCUGAGUCGGCCUGGGACGCGCAGCAACGGGCAGGGGCGCGGCUCGCAGUCGCAGCGCUCCAAGGCUGACAACAUGCCCCUUUAGGACUUAGCCCCGCCCCCUCUGACAGCCACUCAGACACCUGCCACCCCCUCCACCUUUACUCACUCCCCUUCUUCCAACACACAACCAGUGGACUAGAAACCUGCACCUAGGAGAAAUAUUUUUAUUUUGUAUAACAGACAGAUAUUCUAAACAAAUGAAAUAUUUAUUUUCAUUUCAGCAAAAAUUGUCUACUAGCUAACAGCGAAGACUUUUUUUAUAUUGGGGGGAUAUUUAUAUGUAAAGUUUUUUGAUUUACAGCAUUAUGAGAGAUGAAAAAAUAAGAGAAUUACGUGCCAAUUUUUUCACAAGUUAGAUAACUAGAAUAAUAUUGUGGUGCCUUUUGCUGUAUGCUGAAGUCGGAGGUCCCAUUGAGUUUUUGUAGCCUUUCUUAUAAAGACUCCUCAUUUUUAUAGAGACCAACCCUCUUCCUUCCUUUUGCUUUGGAUUGUUUUUGGUUUCUCUGAUUUGGGAUCUUCCUCUUUUUGAACUGUGAUCUGUCAUCAUGCAAUAUUGAUUCCUCCUGUGUAAAAGGUGUCUGUUUACAUGAGUGCGAUGCGUUUGUUUCACAGGGACGUUUAGCUUCUGAAGGAACCGGACGGAAAAGGGUCCACUGCCUGUUCAGGGGUCAUUUCUGCAGGAAGCUUUGAGGGAAGGUGAAUUCAGAUUCCCGCGUGUGUGUGAGUUCAGGGUGCUGCCUUUACAUUGGUGGUGGUCGCGGUGUGUGUGUGUGCCUGUAGACCGUCCGUACACCUCAUGCAGCCUCAUUUGGAUGGCGCCUGUGUUCACCUCGUUGGGUUUGGUCUCUUGUUUGUAUGACAUGUUCCACCCACCAAUCGUCUCGCUGCCAGAAAAGCUCCACUGCACUGUAAGAACCUCCCUCCCUCCGUGAGCAGUCGCUGGUCAGGGAGCUGCUAAUCCAAACCGAAUCCAACCACUCCAGUUGUAAUCCAGCCUGACUCUGGCCUCCCGUGGACUGCCUGGUCCCCCCGUUUCCUAUGCCAGCAGCUUAGAGCCGCACUGUGUCUCAGGACUUUCCCAUCACAUCACAGCCAAAAGAGUCCCUCAUCCCAGACCCGGUUCAGUCCCCAGGGCCAGGGCCGCCACCUCCACCCAGUCUGUUGCUUUAAACCGUGGCUCUGAUGAACGAAGCUUCUGAGGUGGAUUUUUAUGUGAGUCGUUGUGUAUGAGCUGUCGAUGGUAUCUAGGGACAAAUGUGCAUCGACCAAAUCUUCGGGAAUCCUGCCCCAAAUAUUAGAUCAGUCCUGGUGCCAAAACGUUUAGACUUUUUCGUUAAAAAUAUCAAACUUUAAAAAAGCUAAAUUAAUCUGAUGGUUGUACGUCUUGUAUUACGCAAAUGCAACCUCAACUGUAAACUUACUAUGAAGUGAUGUAUUUAGGCCGUCAACUCAUAACUAAAAUACUCAAAAAUCUUCCAUAGGAUUAAAAGUCCUUUAACACCUGAACUUUAGCUCUGUGUUGACAGACUUUUUGACUGAUAUGCAAUUAAUUCUAAUGGAUUCUAACAUGGAGAAAUGCAGUUUACUGUAGUGAAGUGUUUACACUCCUUUACUAAUGUAAAGUUUUACUUAAUUCUACGCUUCAAAAUCUGUAAUUUCUGUACAUCAAAGAACGUGUUAUUUUCCAGUCACCUGCGACAGCUCUGUUGCUAAAGGGUCUUCUUUGAAAGCAGACUUUUUUUUUUUUUUACCUCUGCCGGUCGUUAGUGUGUUUCAGGGUAACAUUCUAGACAAAAAAGAAAUUGAAUUCAGCUUUAUCAGGAUGGAAAGUAGACUGAGAGGACUCUAAGACCUCAACUGAGAAAACUUCACUGCCUUGUUUGGUUCGAUUUACUUUCACACUGCUCCUUUGAGAACGGACCAAACCUCUGUAGUUACAACAGAUGCUCAUUUGGGGGCAGUAUUGCCCCAAACAAUCACUGUCCAAGAAGAAAAAAAAAAACUAAUCUUUUGACUAGCAAGCGAUGGAAAUUGCCAGCUCAUCCUCACAACUAGACUCUUAACGACUUUUUUCAAUAAUUUUAUUUUGGAAACAUUCGGAUUUACACUGUGUAGCCCUUUAACAUCAGAGCUUUAGCUACAGCAUUUACUCGGGAUACAAUGAUUUGGUUUAAACCUCAAAUUUUGGGUCACGAUUUGUUUUGGUUUGAUACAUAAUAUGUGUAUCAUAAAACAACAACUAAAAAAUUAAGAAAAAUCAUUUCUAAAUUUGCAAGUAAGAAUGAAGAAAAUCCUUGUAGUUAGCCUGGUGUACUGUAAUACAACACAUGCGUUUGAGCGUUUCAAUGUAAAUGUAUGCAGUAGGGAAGCAACAAUUCCCCACAAUGCGGUUCCACAAUGUAAUUUCCAGUUUUGAACCAAGAUUUGUGGCAUCCCUAGUUUUUAUGUUCUUUGAACUUUUCAAGUGUUUACACAAAAAUCGUAAUUCCAAUCGAUUCUGACGCAAAGAAAAGCAGCUUUGCCCUGAUAUGCAACACUUUGCAGUAGUGAAGUGUUUAGACAACAUAAAUCAGCACGUUUAUUGCAUAAAUUAUCAAAAAGAACAUUUUUUUCCGUUUAAUAUAUAUAUAUAUAUAGGAGUGCACCAAAAUCCGGAACUGCACCAGGGUUCACUUGCAAGUAAACUGAGAGCCUCAAUUCUCAGGUAGACCAGAGUUUCCGCACUAGAGCUCAGGUAGACUGCCAAAUGAAACUUUAGAUUUUAAAUGAAAAGCUGUAGUCACACAUGCUGGAAGAGGAUUGAGGAAUUUGUUUAUCUGCAACAGGAAACUUUGUACUCAUGAAUUAGCAAAGAAGCUGUCCUCCGUAGGAGAGUAUUCUAGAACUAGAAUAAAAUUUGAGGACGUCUGUCCAACAGCAAAAGCUUAAUCAAAGUGAGAGAAUGACAAUCAAAAGAGCUGCAGAAUUUAGGUCAUUAUAAUUCAGACUUUCUAAAAUGCUGAAGAAAUCUAAAGUAAACGUUUUUUCAAUGAUUUAUUUGGAUUAUUUUAAGGAAACAAAUGAAGACAAACAAAACAAUUACACCGAUACUAGAGAUGCAACAAUUCCCUUCACCACGAUUCAGUUCAAACUUUGUUUUUUAGUCACAGGGUUUGAUAUUAGAACAAAAAAAUAUCAGAAAAGUGCAUAAUUUUAAUUGGCUAAUAAGCAGUAACAAUGAAGAAAAACCUUUCCAUAGUCUUAUCCCUUUGCAAAAAGUUGUCUAUUUAAGUGUAUGCUAAAAGGAAGGCAGUAUAGAUAUAUUUUAUUUACUAUCUACAAAUUGUAAUCUUAAAAUAUUCCAUUCAGUCUGAUGAAGUAUUUGGUAUUUUUCCAAACCUACACGAACGUAGUCUUAAACUUAAGAAUACUUCAUAAAAUUUACUUCAAAGGUACUACUUUGUGCUAAGGGAUGCUAAGCCUUGUUUAAUCUACUAAAACAAUGAAUAUUCUUCCUUCUCAAAUUUAGCUCGGCGACUCUUUGACACUUUUAAUGUAUAUAUCCACACUCACAAUUUGGUUCAAUUUUUGUAAUUAUACAAUUCAGUUUUAAACUGAUAUCUCUAAUCUAUACGUACAUUCAUCAAAUGAUAAUUAGUCAUGAAUUGAUUCAAAAAUGUAAAAAAAAAAAAAAAAAAGUAAAGAAGGUAAAGAUUUUUUUCUGAGUAAAAGUUUUGCAUCGUUUUGCCAAAGGUGCAACUGCUUUAAUUUUUAAAAAUUAAGUAGCAACUACCACUAGGGGGCACUAUAAGUAAAUAAACACACAUAUACCGCAUUUUUCUGAGUAGGUUUUGCGUUGUUUUGCCAAACGUGCAACUUUUUUUUAAUUUUUUUAUUUUAUUUUAUUUUAUUUUGCCAAGCAUACAACUUAUCUGAUUUUUUUAAAAUUAUGUAGCAACUACCACUAGGGGGCACUAUAGAUAAAGAAACACGCAUAUACCGCAUUUUUCGGAAUAUAAGUUUUGCAUCAUUUUAGCAAAAAUGAUGCAGAAAAUUAUAUAGCAACUACCACUAGGGGGCACUAUAAGUAUGUGUGUUAACAUUUGCUACUGACCGCAGUGCAGAAGAACAACGAGCACCGCUAGGUCUAACUCUGGGCUUGAUGGAUUUGUGACACAAAUGAUGACGAAUUGAAUGGAUUUAGUGAUUUGAAGAGUUUAGUUGACUUGUUAGCACGUUCUUUAAGCUAUCCCUAUAAUUGUUUAUAUGUUACGCUAAUAUGCUUUAUUUCUGCGAUGUUUAAUUAAGUUGUUGUUAUUUAUUCCAUUAUUAUGAUUUUCCUUUCAAGAUUAACCCUUUAGCGCUGCAGCUCCAGUGUUUAUGCACUUUGAUUUAUUCUAACUUUUCAACCGUCAACACGAUCAAUGUGAUUCCAGUAGAUUCCGAAGGAUAAAAGCGUCUUGUCGGAAUCCACUGGAAUUACGUUGAUUGUGUUAGUGGUUGAAAAGUUAUGAUUUUGUGUUUAAGCGUCACCGACGACACCUCAGGUGUUAAAGGGUUAAAUAUUUGGUCUUCGUGUAUCGUACAUCCCUUAAAUCUUACUCACAUAUGACUUUUUCUUCCUUACGAUGCAUUUUUUUCGCUGUUCCGUGCGACUUAUACUCAGGAGCGACUUAUAGUCCAAAAAUACGGUAUAUAAAAACAUACACAAGUAUAAGAACUACUUGGAGCUGAAGCAGUUUCAUUAAAAAAUGUAAUAUUUUAGCUUCAAUUAAAGAAGUGAAUCUAUAAUUGUUUUUUAAGUAAGCAAGGAAAGGACCAAAAACCGAUCAUAGGUUGCAUUUGCUUACUACUGAGACCUGCGACAGUCGGAUUAUUUUUGUUCUAUUUUACCCAAAAACAUGAUCUAAGAGGAGAAGCGUCUCAUUUUUGCCCACAAUUGUAUCAUGGCAGACACCAGGAAUCCUCCAGUGGCACUAAUGAAGGCACAGCCUCAUCAGGGGAACAGAACCGGAGCUAAAAGAGCACAUUUACUUUAUGGGUAAAACGAUGGUGUUAAAAAAAAAAACAAAAUAUCUGAUUACUGUAUUCAUUUAUUUAUUGUUUAUUGUCUUGCUUUUUUCGUGAUGACUGUACACCCCCUUCAUCCUCGUGACCUCCUCAUCCUCUUCGGAUCUUCGAAAAACAGCCAGCGGAUGAAUCUAAAGUCCCACCUGGAGUGCAUCAGACGGCACGCCAACGUGUCAAACCUUUAGAGACCCUUCCAGCUCACUGAGGAAAAUACUGUGUCCGAUAAGAAAAAAAGAAAAAAAGACGUGUCCUUUUUCGAGUUUAGAGUUGCUUUCUUUUUUUCACACAGGCGAUGCAUGGAUCACUCGUAUAGAAAGUAUCUUAAAAACGGCAAGACGCCCCUUUGAAAUCAGGGGGGAAUUGUAUUAAAAAUAUAGAAAAGUAUUUGGGUACUUGGCCCAAAGAGCUGCCUAGUUCUGUCUUAUUAUCACUGUAAUCAAUCUGGGAUUUUGCAAUGUGGAAAAACCUAAAGUGAGGAUAGUGUGCUUCUAGAGAUAGUCCAGUUGUUUAUGAUCCUGCCCUCUUUCUCUUCGACCUGCACUCUCAGCUCACCUGUUGCAUCCAUGGUCACUCAUACACUGACGUGCACACACAAACACACAAACCGUUUGAUUUUUCAAGAAGUUUGUCUUUUUUACCCCCCUUUCCUCUGUCCCCACUCUCUCUACCCCUUCCUCUUCUCACCCCAUGACCUUCCUUCCCUCCCUCCCUCCCUCCCCCCUGCAUGUCCUAGUGGUUACUGGUAGUUGGAGUGCAUGGAGCAAGCAAAAUUGUUUUUCCACUCGGUGAAAAAAAAAAAAA
Molecule: messenger RNA, 9584 nt
Organism: Oryzias melastigma (Indian medaka)
Lineage: Eukaryota; Metazoa; Chordata; Actinopteri; Beloniformes; Adrianichthyidae
Gene: nrg2b
Product: neuregulin 2b
Exons: 12
Coding region: 1642-3777 (711 amino acids)
Biological process (GO): nervous system development; animal organ development; intracellular signal transduction
Molecular function (GO): signaling receptor binding
Source: RefSeq, a predicted model, not a curated record